AUGUUUCUCACUUUGAUUAUUCCUGGACCACAUAAUCCAAAGAGCAAGAUAGAUGUGUAUUUGCAACCUUUGAUAGAUGAGCUCAAAGUUUUAUGGAAUGAAGGAGUGCUUACAUAUGAUAUUUCCAAAAACACAAAUUUUAUAAUGAAAGCUGCUUUAAUGUGGACUAUUAAUGAUUUUCCUGCGUAUGGAAUGUUGUCUGGUUGGAGUACAGCAUGGAAAUUAGCAUGUCCAUAUUGCAUGAGUCAAUCCAAAGCUUUUUUCUGGAAACAUGGUGGUAAGUGUUCUUGGUUUGAUUCUCAUCGUCAAUUUUUGCCUAUGGAUCACAUAUUUCGAAGAAAUAAGGAUGCAUUUUACAAGAAUCGAAUAGAAAAGUCUCAACCUCCACGACGGUUAACUGGGGAUGAUGUGUGGGAAGAAGUUUGUUAUCUCCCUAAAAUAACUGAGGUUGAUCCGUGUAUAUGUGAUGGAUUUGGUGUGAAUCAUAAUUGGAAAAAACAAAGUAUCUUUUGGGAGUUGCCUUAUUGGAAAACCAACUUAAUAAGGCAUAAUCUUGAUGUAAUGCAUAUUGAGAAGAAUGUGUUUGAUAAUAUUUUCAAUACAGUGAUGGACAUCAAAGAUAAGACCAAAGAUAAUGUUAAGGCAAGAAUGGAUUUAAAGGAGUAUUGUCGAAGAAAGGAGUUAGAGCUACAAAUACAAUCUAGUGGAAAAGUUUUAAAGCCUAAAGCCAAAUAUGUUUUGUCUAGCGAUCAACAAAAGGCUGUGUAUAAAUGGAUUUCUGAGUUAAAAAUGCCUGAUGGACAUGCUUCAAAUUUGCAUAGAUGUGUAAACACAAGAGAUGGGAAGUUAAUUGGAAUGAAAAGUCACGAUUGCCAUGUAUUUAUGGAGCGGUUGUUACCAAUUGCUUUUAGUGCACUUCCACAUCAUGUGUGGAAUCCUAUAGCUGAGUUGAGUAAAUUUUUCAAAGAUUUGUGCUCAACAAUUUUGCGAGUGGAUGAUUUGUUGUUAAUGGAACAAAAUAUAGUGAUUACAACUUGUAAAUUGGAACGAAUCUUUCCACAUGGAUUCUUUAAUUCCAUGGAGCAUAUUCCGAUUCACCUUCCUUAUGAAGCAAGGGUUGGGGGUCCUGUGCAAUAUCGUUGGAUGUAUCCAUUUGAGAGGUACUUGAAUAGGUUGAAACAAAUGGUUAAAAACAUAUCACAUGUAGAAGGGUCAAUUUGUGAGGCAUAUCUAUGUCAAGAGGCUUCUCAUUUAUGUUCAUAUUAUUUUGAAUCUCAUGUGCAAUCUUUGAGAAAUAGAGUAGGUCGAAAUGAUGAUGGGGGUAAACAUGAUGUAGUUCAGAAAACUUUAUCAAUUUUCAAUCAUUCUGGUCGCUCAGCUGGAACAUGUAAGAGUAGAUAUUUGAAUGAUAGAGAAUUAACUACUACACAUUUGCAUGUUCUAUUAAAUUGUGAAGAAGUUCAACCAUAUAUUGAGUAA
Molecule: messenger RNA, 1479 nt
Organism: Cicer arietinum (chickpea)
Lineage: Eukaryota; Viridiplantae; Streptophyta; Magnoliopsida; Fabales; Fabaceae
Source: RefSeq, a predicted model, not a curated record